Molecule: messenger RNA, 1122 nt
Organism: Funneliformis geosporum
Lineage: Eukaryota; Fungi; Glomeromycota; Glomeromycetes; Glomerales; Glomeraceae
Source: the annotation of a GenBank genome assembly
AUGCAAUUAUUCGUGAAAACGUUGACCGGAAAAGUCAUAUCGCUGGAAUUAGAACGAUCUGAUACCACCGAUCAAGUUAAAGCAAAAAUCGAGGAUAGAGAAGGCAUGCCCGUUUAUAAACAACGUCUAAUUUUUGCUGGCAAACAAUUAGAAGAUGGUCGCACCUUAUCUGAUUAUGAUAUAAAAAAGGAAUCCACACUUCAUCUUGUACACAUGCUUCGUGGUGGGAUGUUCCAAGAAACCAGUGGCCGCAUAGGAUUCGAAGCAUUGCCACCACUCACCAAAUACAUGCAAACAUCCAAAAAAACCCAUAAGGACGUACCAGUUUUCAUUUCUCCAAAGCUUCCAACCACUAAAGUGGAGAUGUUAACCCUGCUACGUGAGGAGGAGAGACGAAGGUUAUCACCGGAAUUACAAAAAAAAUAUUUUAAUGUUGGUAACGACCCUACUAGUGGCAAAGACUGGAUGGAUGUAACUGACCAGAUGCAGCAUGAUUUGGUUCGAGAAUUUGGUUAUUCGGAUGAAGCUGUUCAACUAAUGCGUCGAGCUCCGCAAAUUUAUCAAGACGAUCCUGCAUUUCGUAACACUCAAUUAUAUGUUCGCAAUAACAUUGCUUAUGUUGAAAAUCUUACCGAAGGAAUGACAGCACCUGAUUGCCCACUUGUUCCCCUAGAUCCUUCAGCGUUUAAUACAACAAAUGAAAAUGUCACUAGUUCGCCAACUCCAAUUCCAUUGCACUCGCUUUAUCGACGAGGACGGCCUCUCGUAAUUCUCGUAGGAUCCCAAUAUCGAAAUCAAAUUGAUUUCUACAUGAUCCAAAUUCGAGAAGCACAUGCCAGCGAUGUGUGGCCUAUUGGUGAGAUUGUAUCUGUCAAGGAGCAUCGCACGCUUUCCAACCGCAUGACCGCUGCGAGUGUUAUGGUCAGAGAAACGAAAUUGGAGAUUCCUGUGAUGAUGGAUACCAUGGAUGACACUUUCUUAAAGCUGUAUGCACCGUGGCCAUUCCGUUAUUUUGUUAUUGUAGAUGGUAUUUUGAAACUUGUCGGGAUGCCAAAAGAGGCUCGUUACGAUACAACAGACUUAGUUGAGUGCUUGAACACUCUUUUAAACGUAAAGCAAUAA